Molecule: messenger RNA, 250 nt
Organism: Zychaea mexicana
Lineage: Eukaryota; Fungi; Mucoromycota; Mucoromycetes; Mucorales; Lichtheimiaceae
Exons: 1
Source: RefSeq, a predicted model, not a curated record
AUGUUCAUCGUGUACUCGAAGUAUGUACCAACCUCAAUCACUAUCGACCUCAUCUUUUGUAUUAAACAAACUACCAAAGAAACCUCCAAAACAACACCGUCACCAGCAUAUUGGACUCGCAUAUGGCCCAAACUAUGCGAGAUUCUAUACAAUAUUGAUUACUGCUGCCAUUUCAUACCCUCAUCAUUGGCACGAUAAUAGCCAUCAUCAUCUUACUCAUGACGCACCCCUUCAAUUUUACAUUUUUACU